Molecule: messenger RNA, 420 nt
Organism: Ustilago hordei
Lineage: Eukaryota; Fungi; Basidiomycota; Ustilaginomycetes; Ustilaginales; Ustilaginaceae
Exons: 2
Coding region: 1-420 (139 amino acids)
Biological process (GO): adenosine 5'-(hexahydrogen pentaphosphate) catabolic process; diadenosine hexaphosphate catabolic process; diadenosine pentaphosphate catabolic process
Cellular component (GO): nucleus; cytoplasm
Molecular function (GO): bis(5'-adenosyl)-hexaphosphatase activity; endopolyphosphatase activity; diphosphoinositol-polyphosphate diphosphatase activity
Source: RefSeq, a predicted model, not a curated record
AUGCAUGCAGUCGCACCAAGGGAAGUGGCAGUAGCCAUACCGGUCCAAGUCAUACCAUCUACCGCCUCCGCCCAAGCAGCUACAAUAGACAAUCUGCGAAUCUACCUGGUCUCGUCACGCAAGCAUGCCGGAAAGUUCGUCCUUCCAAAAGGUGGUGUAGAGCCAGGCGAGACAUCUCAACAAGCAGCCGUACGUGAGCUCUGGGAGGAAGCUGGUCUGGUCGUAGAAGCGCGGCCCUCAAGCUCGGGCUCAAUAUCACGCGCGACCCCUGCACUGCUGGCAGAAGACGAUCCAAAACCGCACAAGAAGAGCCCCGCUUCCGACGCCAAGCAGCCGGGUUUUGUUCCACGCGCUCGAAGCCGAAAAGCAGCUGGAAUGGAGAAAAGACGUUCACAAUAUCUUCAAGAAAUGGGCCGCUAA